UUAGAUAGAAUUUCGCGAUUUAAAGAACAGAUGGCGCAUAUUUCCAUGGGGCCCUCGGUCCCCCAUUUGCCUUUUUAUCAUUGUUGAGAAGAAUUAAUACAAUUAAUACGAUCUUUUAUAAUCGUUCGACUCGUGUCUCGUUUAUAAUUAUUUUAAUGAAGUGUUGUUAUGAACGGCAUGCUACCUAGUUUUACGCCGCCGGUGGUCAAACGGUUGUUAGGUUGGAAAAAAGGUACGGACGCCGACGACAAAUGGUGCGAAAAGGCAGUCAAAAGUCUGGUGAAUAAAUUGAAAAAAUCCGGCGCGCUAGAAGAGCUAGAACGUGCGAUUUCCUCGCAAAACCACAACACCAAGUGCGUGACGAUACCCAGGGCCAGACCCAACGCCGAUAUAGGCAAUUUGCAGCAGCAAAGGAAGGGACUACCCCAUGUUAUUUAUUGUCGGCUGUGGAGAUGGCCGGAUUUGCAAUCCCAGCACGAAUUACGCUCUUUGGAGCACUGUGAAUAUGGUUUUGCGUUGAAAAAGGAGGAAGUUUGCGUGAAUCCUUAUCACUAUACCAGAAUCGAAACUCCGACACUACCCGCAAUAUUAGUACCUCGUCAUUCUUUGAAUGAUGAAAAUACGUUGUUUCAACAUUCGCUCGAAGACUUGAGUACUUCGGUACCGGAAAAUACCUCGUUUCCUCACCAUAACACUAACACUUUGGGUUUACACCUACAGCAUCCGGGUAAUUACAUGGAGACUGUAGGGAUUUGCCCCAAUGGUACUACCACAGGUAUGGAAUCGCCCCCUCACAGCGUAGUACCGCCGACAGAGACGCCCCCGCCAGGUUACAUGUCCGAGGACGGCGAUCCCAUCGACAUGAACGACAACAUGAAUAUAUCCAGGAUGAGUCCUGUCGAUGCCCAGCCAGUGCUCUAUUGCGAACCGGCCUUUUGGUGCAGUAUUAGCUAUUACGAACUCAACACGAGAGUGGGGGAAACGUUUCACGCCAGCCAACCGUCGAUAACCGUGGACGGGUUCACGGAUCCCAGUAACUCAGAGAGGUUCUGUUUGGGGUUGCUGUCAAACGUCAAUAGGAAUACGGUGGUUGAGCAAACGAGGAGGCAUAUUGGAAAAGGUGUAAGACUGUAUUAUAUAGGUGGCGAAGUAUUUGCCGAAUGCCUGAGCGAUUCGAGCAUAUUCGCGCAAUCGCCCAACUGCAACCAGCGCUACGGCUGGCAUCCCGCCACCGUUUGCAAAAUCCCUCCCGGUUGCAAUUUAAAAAUCUUCAACAACCAAGAGUUUGCCGCUCUCCUAUCGCAGUCCGUCAGCCAGGGCUUCGAAGCCGUCUACCAGCUGACCAGAAUGUGCACCAUCCGAAUGUCCUUCGUCAAGGGUUGGGGGGCUGAAUAUAGAAGGCAGACGGUUACCUCCACGCCUUGUUGGAUAGAGCUUCACUUAAACGGACCGCUGCAGUGGCUGGAUCGCGUCUUGACCCAAAUGGGUUCGCCUAGGUUACCGUGUAGUUCUAUGUCAUAGAUAUUUGUGAGAUUUUCCACACAGGGUGGUUCUUCGAAGUCUCGUUGUUGUUUGUUCUUCUUCUUGGAUUACAAUCGGGGAAGAAUUGUCCUGUAUAAACUUUUACCGUAGGUUUAUGCAGAAAAUAAAAUUUUGUUUGGCAAUGACUUACAUUAGAAAGUUUUUCAACUAUUUUUCUUUUUGCUGUGAGUUUUGUUGUGGAGAUAAUUUAAGUUUAAACUUGGAAUAUAAAAAAAUCGUUUGAAUACGUAACAUUGGGAUUUAUUAGGCUGGCCGUAGACGGUAAGGAAACUUUGACAUCGGCGUGACAGAUGUCAAGUGUUUUAACGUUUUUUUGGCAUAUCUGUUGAAUGUUUUGUUUGUUAUAACGUUGUACUGCUUUCUGGAAAAGCAUUCACACACUUUUAGAUGAUUUUAUUAUAUAUUUUUGAGUUAAAAUAAACGUUGGGCGCCAAAUGUGUAACGUUAUUUAGUUGUUUUCUAUUUUAUUUGUUGUAGUGAUAAUGCGAAUGAAUGGAAAGUUUUCUUAUUAAAAUUUUCAGUUUUUGUAAGAUUGUUAAGUUUCCUAUACUGUUUGCGUAUUCCUAAAAUGCAAAACUGAUAAAAAAUCUAAAUUUAUACUGUUAAAAACAGUAGUGUUGAUUUAUUUUCUGUAUAAACGCCUUUUUGACUUUUUAUGUUAUUUCCUAGAUAUGUCAUAUUUAUAAAAAUGGCGGUACAAUUGCCAAAUAUUCAGCUGACAAGUUUCUAAAUUGGAUAGUAUUGAUUUGUUUUAUAUAAAAAUGUUAUGACAGCAUUUUUAAUUUGCAUUUACUCGGCACGCAUGCGUGAUGGAUUUAAAAUAAAAUGUCGGUUAUUUGACAUUUGACAGGUUUGUCGUUCGUAAUUCGACUUCGGUG
This is a messenger RNA of Psylliodes chrysocephalus, 2420 nucleotides long. NCBI's taxonomy places the organism in Eukaryota, Metazoa, Arthropoda, Insecta, Coleoptera, Chrysomelidae. The record is from the annotation of a GenBank genome assembly.